AUGCCUUCUAUUAAGAAGAAAGUGGUGGUCGUCGGCGACGGCGAGAGCGGUAAGACAUGUCUUUUGCGCGUGUUUUUCGAGGACAUUUUCCCAGAGGUGUACGUGCCAACGGUGUUCGACUACUAUUCGACUUUCAUCGAAGUGGACGGGAAAAAGGUAGAGCUCGACCUAUGGGACACUGCCGGCCAAGAGGAUUACGAUAGAUUGCGACCGUUGUCAUACGGAGGCGCGGACGUGGUGAUCAUAUGCUAUUCGAUCGACACUCCCAAAUCGUUGAUCAACGUGAUUGACAAAUGGGUGCCGGAAGUGCGGUAUUUUUGCAAGGAGGUGCCGGUGGUAUUGGUGGGCAACAAGAAAGACCUCCGCGACAAUCAUCCGAACAUUGAUCUGCCGCAGUCGGAUCCGCUCAUCGACAAGUGUUACGUAACUGACGUGAAAGUCACAGACGGACAGACGAUUGCUGCAGAAAACGAUACGGUUGUAAAUGUGGACCUGAAGCAGGAGGGCGAGAUUGAAGUGUGCCGAUUUCCGGCGGACGAACAAUUUACACUGGAAUCUGACGGGAAACCGGAUGAAACGGAAACGGUCGAAGAUGAGCUGCCGGUUCAUGCGACGUCGGACGUUUGCGGAGACGCGAUAGAAGCAGAACAAGAAAACUUAGACGUAUUGAAAAUUGACGAAAAAACUAUUAUCAGACUAGAGCCGGAAAAAUCAGUAGCAACCACAGAAAAUCACAAUCCGGAUACACCGAUGAAAACUACCGUCAGGAUACCGGAACACAAUACCAUGACUACUAAAGAGGUUGGCCAAUCAGUGGCCGAUGACAUAAAGGCUUUCGCGUUUUUAGAGUGUUCGUCGAAAACCAAAGAAGGAGUCCGUGAUGUUUUCGUUGCCACGGUGAAGGCGUCGAGACGGACUUCCAAACAUGGUACCCAGUGUGUGUUACUUUAA
Messenger RNA from Rhopalosiphum maidis (corn leaf aphid), 951 nucleotides. RefSeq names its product ras-like GTP-binding protein Rho1. The coding region runs from base 1 to 951 and encodes 316 amino acids. Gene Ontology annotation, molecular function: GTP binding; GTPase activity. Gene Ontology annotation, biological process: small GTPase-mediated signal transduction. The transcript has a single exon. Lineage: Eukaryota; Metazoa; Arthropoda; Insecta; Hemiptera; Aphididae. The record is from RefSeq and is a predicted model, not a curated record.